AUGUCCAUCGUCUUGUGGCAUUUGCAUUUCUGGGACCGCCUCCAUCACAAUGUCGUGUAUAUGUCAACCACAAGGAGUGGCAGACCAGUCGAGAGCAGACUGAAGAACAGCAAGGAGUGGACAAAACAUUCGUCUAUCCGCCGCGCUGCCGCUGCCCUCGACAUUUCCACCGCGAGCAUUUCUGCUUGCAUCAACCAACACCAGGCAAGUGCUUGCGGCUACGAGUUCAGAUUGGCCACCCCAGACAUCCUUUCGGGCGAAGAGUGGCGUUGCCUUGAUCUCCCAGCUUUGCUGCAAGAAAAAGCCACACGAAAAGGGCGGUGA
This is a messenger RNA of Durusdinium trenchii, 324 nucleotides long. The record is from the annotation of a GenBank genome assembly. NCBI's taxonomy places the organism in Eukaryota, Dinophyceae, Suessiales, Symbiodiniaceae.